Messenger RNA from Anneissia japonica, 1291 nucleotides. Its product is annotated as ras association domain-containing protein 1-like. The record is from RefSeq and is a predicted model, not a curated record. Gene Ontology annotation, biological process: signal transduction. The coding region runs from base 254 to 1276 and encodes 340 amino acids. Lineage: Eukaryota; Metazoa; Echinodermata; Crinoidea; Comatulida; Comatulidae. The transcript is spliced from 8 exons.
GCCGGAGAGGAGCUGCUGAGAACGAGUGAUAGCUGAAAUCUUAUGAUAAUAACGAACGAAAUUUCCGUCGUGUUUCAUCCAAACAAAGUGAUUUCCUAGACGAAAUACACGUGCUAUAGGUGUUCGCUGUGCUUACGCAUAAAUCCUUUCUUUUUUGUUUUACUCUGAUGAGAAUCAUGGGUGCUAGUUUGUGGAUAUCUGUCAAGUUUUUUGGAUUGUCACACCCCUUCGUAUUUUCAUCACAACUGCAGCAAUGAGUACCCUACACGAUAUUUGGACUAAAAUGACUGAAUAUAUAGAGAUGCGGACUCUUGAGCGCGAGAACGGUAUCUCGCACCCUAACGAUGAUGAGAUCUUAGAUGCUGCCUCUGGCAAUGGAGGGCUUCUCGGCAGUAUGGGAUUAUUUUUUGGAUGGCGGCAGAAGUUAAUGCUAAAAUCGGAUUCAGAUAAAUCCAAACCAAAACACAAGAAGAAAAACGGUGUCAGUAAGGAAAUGGACAGUGGGCAUGAUUUUGUCCCUAUUCGUUUAAUGACAAACCCAACAUGGUGUGAUAAAUGCGGUGCCUUUAUUUGGGGAUUUUAUGCACAGAGUUUGAAAUGUAAACAUUGCAAUUAUACUUGUCAUUACAAAUGUGUGAAGGAUGUCAGGCUAGGCUGUAAGAAGACACAAGAAUUCAAAGACCAAUAUGAAGAAGAAACAGACAGUGGGGUGGCAGAUUUAGGCCCCACAACAGUAGUUCCAUCAAAGAUUCCCGUAGGCCCUUGUUCUCAAUCGUUGACGAGGUCUCAGUUAAAAGACAGAAUUGAUCAUUACAAUUCAAAUGCAGAUGGAACAGCAAUUACUUUGGAAAGUGAUGGCUGCAGUUUUGUGGGGUCAGUCAGAGUGAGGCUAAAUCUUUCCCGACCAAUCAGUGUUCCCACAGACUCCCACAUGGCACAUUGUCACGGUGCACAAGAGCAGUAUGACCAUUGCGAGGACACAACACGAGCAAGAACAUCCUUCUUUCUUCCAAAAAAUACUGUAAAGGCUUUGCACAUUACUAGUGAAACAACAGCACAAGAAGUAAUAAUGCUUCUUUUAAACAAGUUCAAAGUCAUAGACAACCCACAGAAGUUUGCCCUCUUUGAAAAGAAUGAUGAAAAUGGAAAUUCUUGCAUAAGACGUUUAGGUGACCAAGAAUGUCCAUUAUUUCUUUGCUUGUCUUGGGGUGGUGAUAACGGAAGGAAACGAUUUUUGCUGCAAGAAAAUGAAACAGGACAAAUCCUGGUAAGUUAGAAGGAAACACUAGAA